Messenger RNA from Linum trigynum, 7818 nucleotides. The record is from the annotation of a GenBank genome assembly. Lineage: Eukaryota; Viridiplantae; Streptophyta; Magnoliopsida; Malpighiales; Linaceae.
UAUUAUUUUCGUCAUUUGCAUCAAAGGUCAGAGCUUUAUGGUCACUGCCAUGAAAUAGGAGCCUAAACUCAUGUUUGUUAAUGAUGAUUCAUGUGUGAUAUAAUCUAGCAGCCUAUUGCAGAAUAGGGAAAUUACAAGGACCAACCUAGGAUUGAACUGGGUCCAAUGAAUCCAGUGUCUUCCGAGAGAAGAGGAUGAAACUUGACAAAAAUGGAAAAUAGAAAUUAAAUGAAACAAUCCCCCAAAGAUGUUUAAUGCUAGGGCCCUACAGAGUUUUUUUUUCUUCUCCAAGUAAUAUCAAAGUACAAAAGUAAAAUACAAAAGUUAGAUUCUCUACCCAAAACAACCAUUAAUGAAGCUACCCUACAAAAUCAAAGGAAGCUAUCUCUAUAGGGGACAACAACAGAGCUUGUCUUGCCACUCUAUGGGCAGCCCAGUUGACAGUCCUCGUGACCGAACUAAACCUAAUACAAGAAGAACAAGAGCUCAACAACUGUAAACAAUCGCGAAGUAAGGGUCCGCCCACCGAGUCUUCACGGCACCUUCCGUCAAUCUGCCGAAUGACCAUUUCAGCGUCUCCUUCAAUAAUAACAUGAGAGAUGUUGUGGGAAAGCACUAGGAGCAAGGCGUCCCUUGCAGCAAAUAGCUCUGCAAGAUAAGGAUUCGAAACUCCUGGAUGGUGGAAUCCCAAGGUCAAAAAGACUUGCCCACCCGAGUCUCGAGCGACGAGUCCUGACGAACAUCCCGAAUUAGGAACAACCGCAUCGAAGUUGAUCUUAAGAAAGCCUUCAGCAGGACCAACCCAACUGGAGAGAUGGACGGACUGGAGGUGGGGAGAAGGGGCAAGGGGUUGAAGGGAGACUGAGGAGUUUUCUUGGACUUGGAAAAAGAACUGACGAGCAAGAGAACUGGCUAGUGGUUGAGUAAAUUCAAAAACCACUUUAUUUCUAGAUUUCCAAAUUCUUUAAAGAAGACAAAUGCAGGGGAGAUAGUGGAUUUGAAAGUUUUCUGAAUUCGUAACAUAUCGCCACUAGAUACCGAAGUUGUCAGUUGGGACGGAAGAAAGUAGGCCACUUAGACCCACCAUAUUCCAGAGGUGAAGGGCAAGAGGACAGUGGAACAGAAGGUGCUCAAUACUCUCCUGACCAUCCCAGCAAACUGGGCAACGAGCUUGGCAGUUAAUUCCCCGGGAUCUAAGAGCCACCAUAGUUGGCAAAAUUACUUUCAAACAUUGCCAUAUGAAAAAUUUGAGCUUUGGUGGGACGUCAAGAGCCCACGUCCUUUUCCAGACUGGAAGAUCAAUUAUGGAAGCCAUCGAUUUUUGGCUGGGCGCUAAGAUAUUUCCCAAUGCGAGAUGGUAUCCUGUCUUCACCGAAUAAAAUCCAUCUUUUGUAAAGUGUGAGAUUAACUUAUACGGUUGUGGUAAAAUGAGACCCUACAAAGUAUAUCAGGUGUGAUUUUCCUCUGCAAGUUGGCUGGCUGCUAAUUAGCCACUCACCAAACUCCGUAUGACAUUAUUACCUAUAUUACUCAUCAGUUCAUCACAUUAACUACUUAAUUAUUCUUAUUAUUUGUGAUUAAUUAGUGGUUUCCUCCUAAUGAUGUCAACCCUCAUCCCCUUCCACAAAUUCAAAUUCUUUAUUCCGAGUUUCUGACUCUGUGAACACAAUAAUGUUCCUCUUCGGCUCUUCCCCUUGUCAAACAUUCAACUGGUUCAUAUUACAAGACACUAAUCUCAAUUCUCCACUAGGAUAUUACAAUAUUACUAUGUGGGCCACAUACAUAGGUCAAUGGAAUAGUAAUCUUGUAUGAAGCAAGCAAAUGCCCACAUGUUUCAGAGUCCCUGGACCCACUUGUCACUUCAUCCCAUUUUCAGACAUCUUUGCCAAAUAAUUGAGUCAUCACCAAUUCAUUUGGUCCUCAGCUCAUCUAUGCUGAUGCUGAUGACGUUAUCCAAGAAGUUCAAAGGAUGGGUUGGUCACAGGGAUAAACAUAAAGUAACAUUCUUUCUUCUUCAAUCUUCACUCUCGAUUUUGCUGUACAAAACUUGGUAAGAGUGACAUGUAACUAAUGCCUCUUUGCUUCUUGUCAAAAAAAAAAAAAAAAAUAAAUAAAUAAAUAAAUAAACUAAUGCCUCUUUGCUACAAGAUGCUAAGACUAAAACCAGUAGCAACAUGCAACAUGUUUUAGGUACAGUAGGGCAUGUAACAUGUUUUAGGUACAGUAGGCAGUAGCACAGAGAAUCAUUCUUUGCUUGAGCUUGCAGACACUGUUUUCAAGCUUUAACUAUUCAGUAUUCACUACAACUUUCUGGACUCAAAGCAAAGCAUAGGCACUUCCUCAGGGCCAUCCCCUUUGGCCUUUCCAUAGAUGGGAUUGGACUUUAAGCCACUCAUAAGCUUCAAUAAUGACCUUACACUUCCCCAACUAUAGCAUACAGACUUUCCUGUAAUCCCCAGUCUCUCUCUCUCUCUCUCUCUCUCUCUCUCUCUCUCUCUCUCUCUCUCUCUCUCUCUAACUAUACCUCAUUUACUCCAUGUCUGUGGGUCAGAUGGUAUGGCUUUUCCUCCUUUCUCCACCUAUUUUUUACUAGAGAGGUCUACUUAAACUGUUGACCAUGGAGAUUGGCUCCAACAACUUUUUUUUUUUACAAGUUCUUUCUUCUUGUUGUAUCUCUCCUUGAAAUUUGACCCAUUUAUGCUAAAAUAAUGUCCAAUAAUUAAUAAACAAAAAUAUCAGAGUGGAAUGGAAUCCUUUCGGAUGGUUUUCUGUGUACAAGUCUUUCUAGCAAUAUUUAUAUUUUAAGACUUGGGUAUUGGCUGGAUGUGGAUUCUCUCUGCUUGGGGUUGAGGGGGAGGGGUUUUUGAGGGAUUCCCUCUUAUUCUGAGAGGGAUAAAUCUUACUGCUUUGUCCUCUUAGAGAAAGCUCUCAUAUCUCUCACCUGUAAACUCCCCUAAAGGUAGAUUCUUGCAAAAAAGUUUGGUGUCAGCAAUGUAUUCCCCAACCCACAUAUGCAGAUUACUUGUUUGCAAGGCUUUCCAGCUGAGUUCCUUAGCUGCUCAUGUUCAUCCCAUCUCAUUUCCUUUCCAGGAAGCCUCUAUUAUUAUAUGGGUGAAUAAGAAGAUAGUGGUCUGAAACCAAAAAUUGAGCUCGUUUUCAAGUCUUCCGUCUAAUUUCUCCCAAUGGCAAGAAAGGUGCCGAUGCUUCUGCUGAUUCUUGGGGUUUGCUUGCUGCCAAUGGAAGUUUUGGGUGCUGGAAAUGCCUCUUCUUCAUCAAGGCCAAAGACGGUGAAUUUAGGAGCCCUCUUCACUUCUGAUUCAGUGAUUGGUAGAGCAGCCAGGCCAGCAAUCUCAGCUGCAAUUGAUGAUGUCAAUUCUGAUCCCACCAUCCUCUCAGGAACCAAGUUGAACCUUCUCUUCCAUGACACUAAUUGCAGCGGAUUUCUUGGGACUGUUGAAGCUUUGCAGCUGAUGGAAAAUGAUGUGGUGGCAGUAAUUGGGCCACAGUCUUCAGGGAUAGCUCAUGUGAUCUCCCAUGUAGUCAAUGAACUCCAUGUUCCAUUACUUUCAUUUGCAGCAACCGAUCCAACCCUAGCAGCACUCCAAUACCCAUACUUCAUUAGAACUACGCAGAGUGACUACUUCCAAAUGUAUGCAAUUGCUGAUCUGGUCACAUACUUUGGGUGGAGGGAAGUCAUUGCCAUAUUUGUUGAUGAUGAUUAUGGAAGGAGUGGAGUGUCUGUGCUAGGAGAUGCCUUGGCGAAGAAGCGAGCCAAGAUCUCUUACAAGGCUGCCAUCACCCCAGGAGGGAGUCAAAGUACAAUCAAAGACAGAUUGGUUGAGGUUAACCUAUUGGAAUCGAGGGUCUACAUUGUCCAUGUGAAUCCUGAUUCAGGGCUUUCCAUUUUCUCAGAAGCCAAGAAUCUUGGCAUGAUGAGCAAAGGGUAUGUGUGGAUCACUACAGACUGGCUUGCUUCUGUAUUGGAUUCUAUGGUGCCACCUGAUGCCGAUACAAUGAGCCUUCUCCAAGGGGUUGUGUCGUUCAGGCACCACACUCCAGAUACCGACCUCAAGAAGAAGUUCAUGAAAAGAUGGAAUGAUGGUCUGAAAUACAAGAAACCAGGACCAGCAUCGUUUAAUUCCUAUGCACUCUAUGCUUAUGACUCUGUGUGGCUUGCUGCACAAGCACUUGAGACGUUCUUAAACAGCAAUGGGACGAUUUCUUACUCGAACGAUCCACAAUUACGCGAUGUCAAUGGAAGCACAUUGCAUUUGUCAUCUCUUAGAGUGUUUAAUGGAGGCCAGAAGUACCUUGACACACUGCUGUCUACAAACUUCAUUGGUUUGAGUGGUGAAGUCCAGUUUGAUUCUGAUAAGAACUUUAUUCACCCUGCUUACGAUGUGCUCAAUAUAGGAGGGAAUUCUUUCAGGAGAGUUGGGUACUGGUCCAAUCACUCAGGUCUAUCCACUGUCACUCCUGAGACUCUCUAUGGGAAGCCUGCGAAUGGUUCUUUGAAUUCCAAUUCUAAGAGUGAUGAGCAUCUGUACAGCAUCAUCUGGCCUGGUGAAACCUCUGACACACCAAGAGGUUGGGUUUUUCCUAACAAUGGGAAGCCACUGAGGAUUGCAGUUCCAGAUCGAAGGAGUUACUUGGCGUUUGUGGCGAAGGACAAGAACCCUCCUGGGGUUAGAGGGUACUGCAUUGAUGUGUUUGAAGCUGCUAUCAACUUGUUGCCAUAUCCUGUUCCCAGGACUUAUAUGUUGUAUGGAGGUGGGAAAAGAAAUCCUUCCUACAAUGAUCUUGUCAAUGCAGUUGCUCUUAACGAAUAUGAUGCAGCAGUAGGGGACGUGACAAUAGUGACGAACAGAACAAAGAUAGUGGAUUUCACGCAGCCAUACAUGGAGUCAGGGCUGGUAGUGGUGGUGCCAAUGAAGCAAGCCAAAUCCAGCCCCUGGGCAUUCAUGAAGCCAUUCACCAUCCAGAUGUGGUGUGUCACCGGCGCUUUCUUCCUUUUCGUCGGAGCCGUGGUCUGGAUCCUCGAGCACCGCAUCAACCACGAGUUCCGCGGCCCUCCUAGCCAGCAGCUCAUCACCAUUUUCUGGUUUAGCUUCUCAACCAUGUUCUUCUCACACAGGGAGAACACGGUGAGCACAUUGGGACGUUUGGUGUUGAUCAUAUGGCUGUUCGUCGUCCUGAUCAUCAAUUCCAGCUACACGGCCAGCCUGACGUCGAUCCUGACCGUCCAGCAGCUGACUUCAAGAAUCGAAGGAAUCGACAGCUUGAUCGCCAGCACCGAGCCCAUUGGAGUUCAAGACGGUUCGUUUGCGUGGAACUACUUAGUCGAUGAGCUCAACAUUGCAGCUUCCAGGCUCGUCACACUGAAAACCCAGGAAGAUUACUCCACCGCACUUGCCAAGGGACCCAAAGCCGGCGGAGUGGCCGCCAUCGUCGACGAGCUUCCUUACGUUGAGCUCUUCUUAUCCAGCGCCAAUUGCCAGUUCAGGAUCGUCGGGCAGGAGUUCACCAAGAGCGGCUGGGGAUUUGCGUUUCAGAGAGACUCCCCACUGGCCGUCGACCUCUCGACGGCGAUCCUCCAACUCUCCGAGAACGGCGACCUCCAGAAGAUCCACAACAAAUGGCUGCUCCACAGCGAGUGCACCGACUCGCUCAACCCGGUAGACGAGAAUCGCCUCUCGCUCAGCAGCUUCUGGGGGCUCUUCCUGAUCUGCGGCCUCUCCUGCCUCCUCGCCCUCCUCAUCUUCUCCUGCCGGGUAUACGGCCAGUACAGCAGAUUCGCGCCCCACGAAGGCGGCGGAGACGGCGACGGUGAGACGGAGGACAUUCGGCCGGCGACGAGGACGCCGCGGCGGUCGUUGAGGACGACGAGCUUCAAGGACUUGAUAGAGUUUGUAGAUAGGAAGGAAACGGAGAUUAAGGAGAUACUGAAGCGGAAGCACAGCCAGAAUAAUCAGGAUAGCAAGAGAACGCAUCAUAGCGGCAGCCCUAGCGACGACGGCGGCGGCGGUUCCCACGCUUAGCUCGCCGGCUUGAUUGAUUAACUUUAUUAGUUGUAAUUUUGUUGAGGACGGCGUGGCGGCCGGCGAGGGGUAAAAAAGGAAAAGACAGUGGAUAAAUGGAGUUUGUUUUUAUUUAAGUAGGGUAUAGAAAGAAUAUCUGUAGUCUAUGUAGAAAGCAUUUUGUAAUUUACAAUAAUGGGUAAAAGAAAAGGAAAAUAAAAAUAACAGUUAGAUACUUAUUAAAUUCUAGGUUUAAUACAUUUGUAUAACCAAAAUUUUCACGGUUGUGCCAAUAAUAUCCAAAUUUCUCGAAAUAUCACUUACAUCCAUGUUUUAAAGUUGUUCUUUGCCAAAUCUAUCCAUUUCCCAAUAUAUUUCUGGUUAAAUACACUUGUAUAUCCAAAAACACCGUUAAAGAAUGUGAAGGAAUUGGAUAUAAGUGGUAUUUUGGGAAAUUUGGAUAUUAUUGGCACAACCGUAAAAGUUUUGGAUAUACAAGUGUAUUUAACCUACUUAUUACUUAGAUAGAAUCAUGGUUUGCAGUUUGCACACUAGAAGAAAAGUAAAAGGUGAUUCACUUAAAAAAAAAAGAAAAAGUAAAAUGUUAUUAUGCCGUUUAUUUACAAAGGGAAUCCUUAUCGUUAUUUAACUUAUCAGAUUUAAAAGGGUUAAUAUUUUCGUAUGGCCUGAACUUUGACCAAAAUAAAAUCCUGAUCAAUCUUUUUGAUCUAGACCUGGCAUUCGGGUCGGGUUGGGUAAUUUUGGGUUGGGAACUUCGGUUAUGGGUCGGGUCAUGUUUGGUUGGCUUAUUUCGGGUCAAAUAUUGACCCAACCCAUUCGGUUUCGGGUCGGGUUACAGGUCAUUUCGGAUUAUGAGCGUUCUCAGAAACAAUAUCAAACAUGCUUCAUAUUUUCUUAAAGAACACAAAUUUUCACAUAUGCAUGACAAUAGUUUACCUAACACAUGUCAAUUAACAUAUUCUCAAAUCCUCUCACGCUAAUGAAAUGAAAUAUAAAUUGCGCAAAUCGUCAAAAAACAAUCACAAGAGUAAUACUACUACAAGAAACACAUGAUAUUUGAUUAUCCUUAAACUCCAAACAUGUCAUUCAAAUCCUUGUGAGUUUUUUUAAACAUCUCACCAAUUUAUGAGUGAUUUUAUCAUAUUUUGGGAAUAAUAGAUUAAAUAAAACGGGUCUAACAGGUCGACCCGCUAACCCACCCAACCCGACCCAAAAAAUUACGGGUUAUCGGGUUCGGGUCAUUCAGAUUUUGGGUUACAAAAAUUUCUAAUUUUCGGGCGGUUUCGGGUCGGGUUGUAAUUUGCCAGGUCUAUUUCGAUCUAUAACAUCCUGGCCCGAACUAUACACCAAAAUAAACAAUUUGGCAAAACCCGAUCUUUGACAAUUAACUUGGACGGUCAACGCGCCACGUCACUGCCAAGUCAGAAGAUCUGAUAAAUAUUUAAUUUUUUAGUUUUUUAUUUUUGGUUUAACUAAGGUAUUAGAUGAUUUUUUUAAUUUAUAAUAAUUUAAAAUUAGGGAAUGUGUGGAAAUUGUGAAUUAUUUUAAAUAUUUUAUGCUGACUUGGCAGUGACAUGGCGCGUUGACUAACAGUCAACACGUUUGACCGUCCAAGUUAACGGUCAAAAGUCGGAUUUGGCCAAAUUGAUUAUUUUUGUGUAUAGUUCAGGCCAGGAUGUUAUAUAUCAAAAAGAUUGGCCAGGAUAUUUAUUUUGGUCAAAGUUCGGGUCAUACGAAAAUAUUAAUCCGAUAUAAAAAGUAUUAAACAAUAACAUUCUGG